AUGGAUGGGUGUAAAGGAACUCAAGUUUUCGCCAUUAAUCCUUCGGGAACCACCACCACCACCAACAAUGGCGGUAGUGGUGGUGGUGUAGGAGACAAGCUUCUUCAUCACCUCCAAGACCAUCUCCGGGUCAACUCCACUCGAUCCAGAUCGAGCCGGAGCAACUUGAGUUUCCAAUCCCCAAACCCAAUCGGCAACAAUCUCGUGCUGGAGACUCUUCUCCCCUAUGGCCUUCCCUCUUCCGAUCUCCUCGAGCCCCAAAUCGAACCCUCCCUCAAGUCCGUCGAUUUUGUCGAAACCCUAGCUGAUGUCUACCGUAGGAUUGAUCAUUGCCCCCAAUUCGAGAAAUCCAAGAUGUAUAUGGAGCAAUGUGCUAUAUUUCGGGGUCUGUCCGAUCCAAAAUUGUUCCGACGGAGCCUCCGGUCGGCCAGGCAGCACGCGGUGGACGUACACACGAAGGUGGUGCUAGCUGCGUGGUUGAGGUAUGAGAGGAGAGAGGACGAGCUUAUUGGGUCGUCGGCAAUGGAUUGCUGUGGUAGAAAUGUGGAAUGUCCUAAGGCUAGUUUAGUUUCUGGGUAUGACCCUGAAUCUGCUUUUGAGUCUUGUAUGUGUUCUCGGGCCCCUGGCGGGGAAGAAGAUGACACACCUCGCCGGGAAGAAGAUGACACUCCUCGCGGGGAUGAAGAUGACGAUGAUUUUGUGAUGGUGGGGGAUGAGGAAUGUUCGACUUCGGAGGAGGAUGGUAAUAUGUCGUUUUGUAUUGGAGAUGCUGAGGUUAGGUGUGUAAGAUACAAAAUUGCCUCGCUUUCGAUACCUUUUUAUGCAAUGUUGUAUGGUAACUUCAAGGAGAGGCGAAGGGAGAAGAUAAAUUUCACGCAGAAUGGGAUCUCUGUGGAGGCAAUGAGAGCAGUGGAGAUUUUUAGCAGGACUAAGAGAGUAGAUUAUUUUGAUGUGAGGAUUGUUUUGGACCUUCUCUCUUUUGCAAACAGGUUUUGUUGUGAUGAUAUGAAGUCUGCUUGCGAUUCUCAUUUGGCAUCUCUGGUUUGUGAACUGGAGGAUGCAAUGCUGCUUAUUGACUAUGGAUUGGAGGAGACUGCUCAUCUUCUAGUGGCAGCUUGUUUGCAGGUGUUUCUGAGAGAGCUCCCCAGUUCAUUGCAUAAUCCUCAUAUGAUGAGAUUAUUUUGUAAUUCAGAAGCAAGGCAAAGAUUGACUAUGGCAGGGCAUGCUUCUUUUAUUUUGUAUUAUUUCCUCAGCCAGAUUGCCAUGGAGGAAGAUAUGAGAUCGAACACGACGGUGAUGCUUCUAGAGAGGCUGGGAGAGUGUGCCACAGAAAGUUGGCAGAAGCAACUUGCAUUCCAUCAGUUAGGUGUGGUGAUGCUUGAGAGGAAAGAAUAUAAAGAUGCUCAGUGGUGGUUCGAAGCAGCUGUUGAGGUUGGUCAUAUUUAUUCCUUGGUGGGUGUUGCAAGGGCCAAGUUCAAGCGUGGUCAUAAGUAUGCAGCGUACAAGCAGAUGAACUCUCUCAUUUCUGAUUAUACACCGGUUGGGUGGAUGUAUCAGGAUCGAUCUCUGUAUUGUAUUGGAAAGGAAAAGAUGAUGGAUUUGACGACUGCUACUCAAUUGGAUCCAACUCUAUCUUAUCCAUACAAGUUAAGGGCUGUUUGUCUGUUGGAGGAGAACCAAAUUGAAGCAGGUAUCACAGAGAUCAACAAGAUAAUUAGUUUCAAGGUCUCCCCUGAUUGUCUUGAAUUGCGGGCUUGGUUUUCAAUUGCCCUAGAAGAUUUUGAAGGAGCUCUCAGAGAUGUCCGAGCACUCUUGACUUUGGACCCAAAUUACAUGAUGUUUCAUGGAAAAAUGCACGGUGACCAUCUGGUAGAGCUGCUCCGCCCUCUUGUUCAACAAUGGAGUCAGGCUGAUUGUUGGAUGCAACUAUAUGAUCGAUGGUCCUCUGUUGAUGAUAUUGGUUCUCUAGCUGUUGUACAUCAUAUGUUGGCAAAUGACCCUGGGAAGAGCCUUCUACGCUUUAGGCAAUCUCUCCUUCUGUUACGGUUAAAUUGUCAAAAGGCUGCUAUGCAUAGUCUGCGGUUAGCUAGAAAUCAUUCUAGUUCUGAGCAUGAACGGCUUGUCUAUGAAGGAUGGAUAUUGUAUGACACUGGUCAUCGUGAAGAAGCUUUGGCAAAGGCAGAGGAGUCCAUUUCUAUCCAGAGAUCAUUUGAAGCAUUUUUUCUUAAAGCGUAUGCUUUAGCAGACUCAAGUCUUGAUUCUGAGUCCUCAACAUAUGUGAUCCAGCUUCUGGAGGAAGCACUUAGAUGCCCUUCAGAUGGCCUUAGAAAAGGACAAGCACUAAAUAAUUUAGGAAGUGUGUACGUAGAUUCUGAUAAGCUGGAUCUUGCUGCUGACUGCUACACAAAUGCACUCAACAUUAAGCAUACACGAGCACAUCAGGGUCUAGCACGAGUAUAUCAUCUUAAAAAUCACCGCAAAGCUGCAUAUGAUGAGAUGACGAAGCUGAUAGAGAAGGCGCGAAACAAUGCAUCAGCUUAUGAGAAACGUUCAGAAUACUGUGACCGUGACAUGGCAAAAAAUGAUCUAAGUACGGCUACACAAUUAGAUCCCCUGAGGACGUAUCCAUACAGAUAUAGGGCAGCAGUUUUGAUGGAUGACCACAAAGAAGCAGAAGCUAUAGAAGAACUAAGUAAAGCCAUUUCUUUCAAACCGGACCUGCAGCUGCUACAUCUUCGAGGAGCAUUUCACGAAUCAAUGGGUGACUUUGUCUCCACUGUGCGAGACUGUGAAGCAGCCCUCUGUCUUGAUCCCAACCAUGCUGACACUCAUGAUCUCUAUGGUAAAGCACGGGAGCGCGUUAAUGAACAACUGAAGCCAGCAAUUGUCAGCAUAGCUUUAGUUCUUCCAAUAUAUGCUCUCCUGCAAGUAAAAGUUGAAGAUUCAAAAUGUCCUAGAAUGCUGAACUUCAAUGUACCACUGCUCUCAACCAGGCGCCUUGCAAACUCCGGCAGCGUAGAUUUACAAGGCGCAUCGCUGAGCACGAGUGACAGAAUUCCGUUUUCCUGGGAACAAGUUCCUGGCAAGCCCAAGGACUUGAACAUAAGUGAUGAUGUCGAUGAUGGGGACACACCUCGACCCAAGCUACCUCCAGGCUGGUGGCGCCGGCCUCAUGAUCUCGAUGAUGGAUGUGAGGGCGAUGAUGAUUUUGAUGAUGAUGUUGGUGACGUUGAUGGCGAUAUUGACAACGUUGAUUACAGCAACGAUGCUUUCUCAGAUGCCAUAGAUGUGUUCUCAUUGUCAGAGGCAAUAGACAUUGUGGAAAAGAAAGCACAGAGAGAACAUGAAACAACAGGUAGUUUGAGGUUAAAGCUUGCAGAAGAGUCAAGGGAGAUGAACCAAAAGUGCUCAAAUUUCAUAAUCGAGCGGUUUCUUCCAGAUGCCACUGCAUUGGCUGCAUCAUCUGCUCUACAGCUAAAUGUGUCCCAGAUCAGUUCAAGCAAUGAGCUUUGUUAUCCAUGUAAUUAUCCAGAGCCAGAGGCUUGUGUUUCAAGAACAGUCUGCAGGCAAUCGUACUCUUCACCUAAGGGUUGUGGCUUGCAUGUUUUCUUCCCUUGGCGCAUGAAGCACAAGCUCUGUGGAAUUAAGAGCCCUGUCAGUGCACAAGCUCAUUGCAGUGUAAAACACAAGAAACAUAGAUCAUAA
Messenger RNA from Prunus armeniaca (apricot), 3705 nucleotides. NCBI's taxonomy places the organism in Eukaryota, Viridiplantae, Streptophyta, Magnoliopsida, Rosales, Rosaceae. The record is from the annotation of a GenBank genome assembly.